Recurvomyces mirabilis is the source of this 1098-nucleotide messenger RNA. RefSeq lists its product as uncharacterized. Gene Ontology annotation, biological process: mRNA processing. Gene Ontology annotation, cellular component: THO complex part of transcription export complex. The transcript has 2 exons. The coding region runs from base 1 to 1098 and encodes 365 amino acids. Lineage: Eukaryota; Fungi; Ascomycota; Dothideomycetes; Mycosphaerellales; Teratosphaeriaceae. The record is from RefSeq and is a predicted model, not a curated record.
AUGGCUACCGAGCACAACUACCACUAUGGUGUUCUGCCGGAGCAGUCACAAGAAGAUGCGCUCCACGCGACCCGCCUUCUAGCAGUUGAAGAACGACCCUUCUUCCGUGUUCAGCGAGCACUGCUUGGCAAGGACUCUCUACUACGGAAGCUACCUCAGCAGCGACAGCUUCCGUCGCCGCCUCCCGAAGGUGAAGACAUGAGGGUUGCGCCGCCAGCUGCAGACCCGGCUGCAGACCCCUUCGUCCGCCAAAAGUUCCGCGAGGAAGUCCUGUUCGACUUUGCUGCGUUGGAAAGCAGCAUCCUGCGCAUUCAGCUCAUCCAUUCAUCCAAUCGACGCGAGAGAGAACGGUAUGCAGCCGAGAAGCUGAAGAUUACCGAGGAGGCUCAGGCCGUGAGGGAGAAUACCGUUGAUUUGAGAAUGGAAUUGGAAGAGGCGCAAAAGGUGAGGCAGAGGAGGAAAGGCUACGAUGCGCUUGCCGCCAAGGUUCUGGACGACAAGAAGAUCAUGAGCCGUGAGGCCUGCAGCUCGGAGAUCAAGGCUUUGGAGAAGGAGAUUGAGGAGCUGGAGCAUGAAGGCGGGGAGGUUGAAGGACUGUGGGCGGGACGAAGGACGCAAUUUGACCGGCUGGUGACUGAGGGUGAGGCUAUGAUGAGGCUGGUUAAGGGUGUCAAAGAUGAGCCAGAGAAGAUGGAUGGUGAAGAGGACGAGAACAUGGAGGAUGAAGACGGUGAUGCUGAAGGAGAUGAUGCCACGAGAGGCGAGAGUAGUCGACUGGGCACACCAGCGCCUGACGGCAGAACGCCUCUACGUGCGGACGGCGGCCAGACGCCUAUGCCCGUUACUGAGACUGGUGAUGACACAUCUGUUCGGCCGAUCAAUAGGUUUCUGGAGGUCGAGGGUGCAACGAGACCAGGUAGCUGUGCUGCCUCGCCCGCAAGACAAGGAGGUGCUGCUGCCGGAGGAGAUGUGGACAUGGCCGAGAUCUUGAACGAUAAUGGCGAGCCUCCGCCACAGGGUUCGGCAGGCUUGGAAGCGUCUGUGAACCAGGUUGUGGAGCCUGUCGAGGAUGUCAAGAUGACGAUGGAUGAGACAUGA